CCUUGAGCCGAGCAAAGCCGGGACAGCUGCCCCUGCGAGCGGGCGCGCGCGUUCUCGGGAGCGCGGGAAACGGGGUGCGCGCUAUGGAGAGGCGGUUAGCUGAGUUCCGGGAGGCCCGGAAGCGCGCCGGGCUGGCGGCCGAACCCAGCACUUCGAGGCAGCGUGCACAAACCUCGGGAGAGAAGGCGGAAGCAGCUGCGACUCCAAAGGCAGCCCCAGGCUGGCUAAAACGGUUCCUGGUGUGGAAACUGAGGCCCGCGAGUGCCCAGGCCCAGCCCAACCUCGCUCAGGGAGCGGCUCGGCCUGGGGGCCGCGCGUCACAGCCACCGGGGAAUCCAGCCGAGCGUCCGCCGGCCCCGCCCCCGCAGGACCAGUCUCUCCUGACCAACAUCACCUUCUUGAAGGUGCUCCUCUGGUUGGUCCUGCUGGGACUGUUUGUGCAACUGGAAUUUGGCCUGGCCUAUUUUGUCCUGUCCCUCUUCUACUGGAUGUAUGUGGGGACACGAGGCCCCGAGGAGAAGACGGAGGGGGAGAAGAGCGCGUACUCCGUGUUCAACCCGGGCUGCGAGGCCAUCCAGGGUACCCUGACUGCCGAGCAGCUGGAGCGCGAGCUGCACUUGCGACCCCUGCAGGGGAGAUAGGACCAGCCCUGCUGUCGGCUGGCCUCCCAAGGUCCUUUCACCCCUGGGGCACCGACUUGUGGGUUUGACUAAGGACAGCUUGCGGGUCAGUUCUGUGACCCCGCAAUUCCACACUCUUUCCCCGAUCUCCUGCUGCAGUUUUAUAUCAGAAGUUCUUUUUGGUUUUGGUGAAACUCCCAGGAAGACAUUCACUGUGGGUCUGAUGCAAUUUAUAAAAAGAGAGACGCUUAAGAAAGGAGACCUGUUUGUCUCUUUAUUUGAGAGAGGUGAUUUUUAGAGCACUAAGAGGGCAUUGGGGAGAUAACUUUAAAAUACCCAGCUGUUUGAAGUAAUCGUUUGGUACAUCAAGACUGUAUAAAAGUCAUCCCUUGAGCUGAAGUUUCCUGUAGCUCAUAAAGAAGUCUUUUCUUCUGUGACUCCUGUGUGAACUGGACCUGUAGAAACAUUGGAGCAUUGGGUGGAUAAAGACUUGGAUCUCACUCUCAAAAAGCUGGAAAGAAGACAAGAGGCUUCACUGGACCGGGAGGUGGAAGUUGGCCUGGGUCCUAGCCCAGCUCAGCCACCAUCUGGCACUGUGACCUUGGGCAGAUCACCUCUGCAAGCUACCCUCCUCAAUUCUCUAGACCAGAGCAGAGCGAUCUCCAAGAUCUUUCCCCGCUCUGAGUCUCUGAGAACUCCACUGCUGUAGUCUUCAGCAUAAAUUGCAUUGAGGCAAUUGCAAAUCAGGAAAGUUGUUUUAAAGGGAAGGCAACUUUGCAUUGUAAGUGGUUUGUCUCAGUUCUGUGAUUUAGUGGCUCCAAAGAUUCAUAUGAAAAGAUGAGUUGACAUGAUUUAAGCCCCUUGCAAGUUCAGGGGGGAGCUGGCCAGAGUGCUGAACUCAGCCUCUCUUCAUGACAGUAAUGCGACCAGACUGCACAACUCACAAAACACCUAAUCCUGCGGGUCAGUGACAGUACCCCCAGGACAGAGGCAAGCAAGAGUGUUCUCAGCAAGCUCCAGACUUAUGGCCAGGCAUGGAAGCAGCUAGUGGGAUUUCUGAGUACAUUGCAUUCGAUAGUUCCCAGAUCUGUUAGAGUGCUGUAUUUAGCUUAGGAGAGUUUGGGAAUAGCCUUGGAGGGAGUACACUGCCACUCAAAUGAAUAUUAAUAGUGCAGGUCUUGGAGCAAAGAAAAUAUUUCUUCAAUUCAGCAUCUGGUAUGUAUCCGAUAAGGAAACCGUUCCUCGGUGUUAAAAGGCUUGGGGCAGGGGGGUGUGAUGAGCAUUCUGAAACCAGGAAUCAGUACCAACUGGAAAAAGAACUUACAGUGUAAACCAAAUGGUCUGAGCGUCCCAAGUGCCUAACUACCUUCUCCCAACAAUUCUUCCCCUCAAAAAUUUAUUUCUUGAAGAUAAUAUCAAUCGGUCCCUUUCUUUGUUGCUGUGUAGCGUAUUAAUGAUUCUCAAAUGUUUUCACUUUAUCCAAAAUGGAAACACUGGCACCAGAGCUGUAUUCCCCCCAAUCAACCCACCAGCACUUUUCUCCCCCCGCACUCGCCACCCCGGAGAGAAAAGCAAAUGCAAGAUGCCUGUCAGGGAGUUUGCCCUUAUUCUGGGGAAGCAGGACUGUCCUUGCCCCCACCUGUCUACAUUUUCUCAGUCUAGGAGGCAGUCUUCACAAAUCCUUUCUUUAGCCUGAGGUUCCACUUCCCUAUUAACAGAGACACAACACUUCACUGAAGCCAGAGUAUAAGAAAUUUUCUGCUUGAUGUGUUUUACGUCCCAUUAUUAUUUUCCCUGCACAUCGCAUGCCUUUCUGAGGGGCAGAGGAGAAUGUGUCUGGCACGAGGCUUUGGGGGAGGGUCCCCGCCACUCAAAAAGGAGGAGGGAAAGAUCAAUUCAUAAAGGAACUCAUCCAGAGAGUCUCCUUCUGCCCUCCCAGAAGGUCUGGACUCCCAAGAGUUCUCUUCUGCUCUGAGUUCCACAUCCAUGAACUCCAUCGCCAGCCUCUGCGGUACGGCUGUUCCCCUUUUGUCUCGGUCUCUGCAGUGGUGCUACAUGUCUGCUUUUCCCCUGUGGCUGGGGCAGGAUUGCUAGGUUUUCUCCCUGUAGCCUCCCUGAUGCUCAUUAUUUAUGGGAUGAGGCUGGAGGCAGGGCAAACAUUCAGUAGCUCAAAGCAUGGAUGAGUCAAAUCAUUAUCUAUCCCACAACCCCAAGCAACAUCAAAACCACCACAGUGACUUAGGACUUAGUGAUUUAGUAUGUAGUGGGAGAAAUCAGAGCUGCACAUGUGCACAUACAGACUGUUCACAGCAACAGAGAAAAAUGAGCAAAGUACAUACAUGCUCCCAAGUGGGGGAAUUUCAAAGGGCAGGGGAAGCCCGCCUGCACGGUCACAGUGGGGACUGGUAGAGUCCCCAGAAGAGUCUCUUCUUGGUCACAUCCCCUAAAGUUAAGAGGGCGCACCCAAACACCCAUGCGAGAUACAUUAUCUGUUCACAAGUAAAAAGCACGUCCAUGGAGAGGUGGAGGCACUCUCUCUCUGCCUUCCGGGUUCCCCACAGUAGCAAGUAGCCUACACCCCCAGCAUGGACAUUCCUGAAGUCCCCUAGGUGAGCCCCACAGGAUUCCUGAGCGUCUCUAGAAUAGUAUUCAGAGCUCAUACCCAGGGCUGGACCCCUGGGCGGCGGCCCCGCCUUGGUUCCCUGGGCACGGUGGGCGCAGGCACCAAAGCAACUCAAAUAUCCAGGGAAGAAGGAAGGACCAGAAAAGAAAACUUUCAGACACCUUCUCAAUGUGCAUUCUCAGCACCACCCGCUGGGGCAGUGGAUGGUGAGAGAUGAGGGCCCAGGUGAGGGAAACGAGCAACCCGGACAUGUGCCCGGGCUCCCUUAAUGAGGAGGCGGGUCGGGGGUGGCUGGCGUUACCCAAGCUCCGUGCUUGGCGGAGGUUACAUCCGCCUCCUUCGGAGCCAUGUCCUCUUACAAGCCCCAGUCCCACUAAUAAGCCAUUGACCUUGAGUUUGAGUCCGGGGGAACCCCAGGGGCCUUGUGACUUAACAGGAAGAAAUCCUCCUUGUUUUAGCAGCAAUCGUUUUUUUCUCCUCUGCCCGCCACACUGAUCAAAUUAACAGGCCGCUUCUCCCCGGAGAAAAUGUGUCCACAGGUCCCAUUUGCCUGUCUGAUGGGCUUAGGGAGGGAAGGCAGGGAAGUAUGUGUGUGUGCAUGUGCAGCUCCCCCUGCACCCCCUUCCCCCGUUCCCCGGGAGGGUCUCUCCCACCUGGGAUGGCUGCCCAGCCGGCGGCGAGACCACAGGGAGGGCAGGUGCUGGAGUCUCAGCUGCAGGAGGCCUGGCAGGAGGCUGCGUACACACUGCUGCCCACUGUGCCCUCACAGCUCAGGCUGCUGGUGGGACACUUGAAGGGUUUCA
This is a messenger RNA of Lagenorhynchus albirostris (white-beaked dolphin), 4046 nucleotides long. It is a transcript of the gene SAYSD1, whose product is annotated as SAYSVFN motif domain containing 1. NCBI's taxonomy places the organism in Eukaryota, Metazoa, Chordata, Mammalia, Artiodactyla, Delphinidae. The transcript is spliced from 5 exons. The record is from RefSeq and is a predicted model, not a curated record. The coding region runs from base 84 to 641 and encodes 185 amino acids.